CUGUAUUUCUCUUUCCAGUGCAGCUGCUUAGUUUAACUAGUCUUAUCGCCUCCACAUAGAGAGAACCCAUGGGAAGUCCAGGGUCACUGUUUUUCUCCAUGCACAGGCUUAAAAAAGGGGGUCAAGGCUGAAUAGGUGACAUCCUGGAUAAAUACAACUGGAGCUUGUGGAGUUGCGUGACACUAUUCAUGCUUUCUGGAGCCAUAUGUUUCGUUGUUAACCAUAUUUGACGGACGCCUACUAUGUUUCCUCUGGAAGAGAAGAGUACGAACAACACUUGUUCAGGUUACUGGGAUCAGCAUCCGCACACCAUCCUUUAUAACAUCUUGAGCUGCAGGGACAGUGGCUACCCCAAACACAGCACAGUGCACAGCUGUCACUGUGAGCAGAAGAGGGCAGUUUACCUGAAGGACCCCCACGCUACCUGCCAAGUUGCCUCCAGCAUUCUGGUAAAAACUAUUUGCUUCAUGAGAAGUCUUCCAUCUUUUAGUCAGCUUCCAUCAGGAGAUCAAUCAUCCUUAUUAAGACAAUGCUGGGUUCCUCUUUUUGUUCUGGGUCUUGCACAAGAAAAGAUGGUAUUUGAAGUAACAGAUGUGCCAAAUUCAAGUAUCCUUAGACAGAUUUUGCUUGGGUCAGGACUCACAGAAAAGGAGGCCAAACAACCAACUCUUGCUGAAGUCCACAAUUUGAGAACUUGCUUGCAUCACCUGUGGAAUCUGGAUCUCAGUCCGAAGGAAUAUGCUUACCUGAAGGGUACUAUGUUGUUUAACCCAGCUGCCGAAGGUUUAAGCACCUUGUUGUUAGUCGAAGGCCUUCAACAGGAGGCUCAGACAGCUCUCCAAGAAGUCAUCCACCACCUGAACCCAAAGGACAGCGGCCGCUUCAGCCACAUCCUCCAAGCUGCCUCGGCCAUUCAGACUGUCAGCCACAGCUUGGUCACAGAGCUCUUCUUCAAACCAGUUAUUGGCAACACAAAUAUGUUACAUUUGUUAACAGAGAUGUUAUUUUUACAGUAAGAUCCCCAUGAGGAAGACUUCUAUGAGUGAGUGUUGUAAUAUUGAGUGUUAUACAGUGUAACUAUGAUGAAAUAAAUAAACUUAACAUCAACUUAAGCUUGA
Messenger RNA from Scomber japonicus (chub mackerel), 1118 nucleotides. RefSeq names its product nuclear receptor subfamily 0, group B, member 2b (gene nr0b2b). The record is from RefSeq and is a predicted model, not a curated record. Gene Ontology annotation, biological process: negative regulation of transcription by RNA polymerase II; circadian rhythm. The transcript has 2 exons. Gene Ontology annotation, molecular function: transcription corepressor activity; transcription factor binding. Gene Ontology annotation, cellular component: nucleus; cytoplasm. NCBI's taxonomy places the organism in Eukaryota, Metazoa, Chordata, Actinopteri, Scombriformes, Scombridae. The coding region runs from base 243 to 1016 and encodes 257 amino acids.